Messenger RNA from Equus quagga, 1894 nucleotides. It is a transcript of the gene TBC1D10C, whose product is annotated as TBC1 domain family member 10C. Bases 157 to 1584 code for a protein of 475 amino acids. NCBI's taxonomy places the organism in Eukaryota, Metazoa, Chordata, Mammalia, Perissodactyla, Equidae. The transcript has 9 exons. The record is from RefSeq and is a predicted model, not a curated record.
GCCAGGGGCUACUUCCUGUACGGAUGCCUGGCCUCUCUGCCACUUCGGGGCCUAGCCCCCCCCAGUAGAAGAGAGAACAGAAGGAGCUUGGUGAAAUACCCUGAAACCUCCCCCCUCUGACCCUACAGCCAGGCCCUCAGGCUGGGGACCAGCUGGAUGGGAGCUCAGGCCCAAGGCCGGCCAGGGGCUGCCUCUCACACUGGCUCUCCCCACGUCUUGCAGCCUGUGGCAUCGGGGGGCACCAUGGCCCAGGCCCUGGGGGAGGACCUCGUGCAGCCUUGCGAGCUGCAGGAUGACUCCAGUUCUUUGGGGUCUGACUCAGAGCUGAGUGGGCCCGGCCCAUAUCGCCAGGCUGAUCGCUAUGGCUUCAUUGGGGGCAGCUCGGCAGAGCCAGGACCGGGUCACCCUCCUGCAGACCUCAUCCGCCAGCGGGAGAUGAAGUGGGUGGAGAUGACCUCUCACUGGGAGAAAACCAUGUCUCGGCGCUACAAGAAGGUAAAGAUGCAGUGCCGGAAAGGCAUCCCCUCGGCCCUGCGGGCCCGGUGCUGGCCCCUGUUGUGCGGGGCCCAUGUGUGUCAGAAGAACAGCCCUGGCACCUAUCAGGAACUGGCUGAGGCCCCUGGAGACCCACAGUGGAUGGAGACCAUAGGCAGGGACUUGCACCGCCAGUUCCCUCUGCAUGAGAUGUUUGUGUCACCCCAGGGUCAUGGGCAGCAGGGGCUCCUGCAAGUACUCAAGGCCUACACCCUGUAUCGGCCUGAACAGGGCUACUGCCAGGCCCAGGGCCCUGUGGCUGCCGUGCUGCUCAUGCAUCUGCCCCCAGAGGAGGCCUUCUGGUGCCUGGUACAGAUCUGCGAGGUCUACCUCCCCGGCUACUACGGGCCCCACAUGGAGGCCGUGCAGCUGGACGCCGAGGUGUUCAUGGCCCUGCUGCGGCGGCUGCUCCCGCGCGUGCACAAGCACCUGCAGCAGGUGGGCGUCGGGCCCCUGCUCUACCUGCCCGAGUGGUUCCUGUGCCUCUUCGCCCGCUCCCUGCCCUUCCCCACAGUGCUGCGUGUCUGGGACGCCUUCCUCAGCGAGGGUGUGAAGGUGCUGUUCCGUGUGGGGCUGACGCUGGUGCGCCUGGCGCUGGGCACUGCAGAACAGCGCCUGGCCUGCCCGGGGCUCCUGGAGACACUCGGUGCCCUGCGAACCAUCCCCCCAGCCCAGCUGCAGGAGGAGGCCUUCAUGUCCCAGGUGCACAGCGUGGCCCUGUCCGAGCACGACCUGCAGCGGCAGAUCAGAGCCCAGCUCGCCCAGCUGCCCGAGUCGGCGUCCGGGCCACCCCCACGGCCACAGGCCCGCCUGCCCGGGGCUCAAGCCAUCUUUGAGGCCCAGCAGCUGGCAGGGGCGCGGGGAGGCACCAGGCCUGAGGUGCCCCGAAUCGUGGUGCAGCCCCCAGAGGAGCCCAGGCCGCCCCGGCGCAAACCCCAGACCCGAGGCAAGACUUUCCAUGGGCUCCUGACUCGGUCCCGGGGCCCCCCUAUCGAAGGCCCCUCCAGGUCUCAUCGAGGCUCCACUUCCUUCCUGGACACCCGAUUCUGAAGGUCCUGCUUCUGAAGGGACCGUGGACUCAGUGUCCCCCAGCCCCAAUUGCCUGAAGGGCUGAUGCCAGCCUCACAAAUGGGCACUGCACUUUAAGGCUGGGAUUUGGUGACUCGGCUCCCCUCGCACGGACUGUAUCAGGCACAGGGAUGAAGGAAGGGGUAGGAUUUGGGGGACCCAGGCCCGCCAUCUGCCCACGGAGCUGUCCUGGAGCCUGGGCACUUGCAAGCAUCAAGCUGGCGCUAAGGUCGUUGGCCGGGCUAGGGGACCCCAAAGGGCUCCUGGGAGGCCUGGAAUAAAGUCUGACUGA